Molecule: messenger RNA, 657 nt
Organism: Symbiodinium natans
Lineage: Eukaryota; Dinophyceae; Suessiales; Symbiodiniaceae
Source: the annotation of a GenBank genome assembly
AUGGUGAAGAUUGAGCGUUUGCUUUCAGCUGCCACAGACGAGCUUCGAGUCAAGCUGAUCAGCGAAGAUGGCGAUGAACUGGAAGCCAUCGGCAAAAUUUGGAAGAACGUGGAGCUCAUGCACGCCCAUCUGGGUACUCUCGGCAUAGUGAGCACAGCGGGGGCCGAGAUGGAAGGCUUCUUUCAGAGACAUGUGGAGUCUGUCAAGCAGCAGGUUGGCGAAAUGCUCUGCAAAGCUGAGAGCCAAUCAGAAGCCUUCGCAAAGGACUGGGCAAACCAGCUCUGGCACAAAAUCAGCUUCCUGGAAGGGGUCUACAAUGUGGGCAUGCGAGGUGAUGGCUCCGCCGGCCUCAAUCCAGCUAUCGGGCUACGUGCGACCAUCCGUAUCAUCAUUGAGACUUUGCCACCGAAGAACAGAGAGAUUUUCGAGAAGCGCUUCACAAAUCCGGUGCACGUCCAUAUGAACGUGUUCUUUACGAGAGCACUUCACAGCGACGCUGCCAGUUGUUCGCCGAGUUGGGGGAGAGGCAGAAGCUCCUACUCUCAGGUCCUAGGGGAGCCGACGUGCAGAAAUGCUCUUGAUGCUGCUCAGACGCUCUUGUCGGAAUGCACUGACUCGGAGGUCCAAGAGCUCCUGAAUGCAUGCAACCGCCAGUGA